AUGCCCAAAACAAUGGAGUGCAGUAUCAAGCAGUAUCAGCAGCAGGCAGGCGGCACGUUACCGACCACAAAGCUAAUUCAAUCAAUUGGAUGGCAUUCCAGAAAAAAGGAACACGAAGGAACAGGCGCUCGUCAAAGUCUCAACUAUCCAAAACGGGUAUCUAUGGGUCAAUGUAGGAAAGCAUAUGGUCGUGUGAUUAUACUUGUCAUGUACACAGCGGAAACUUUACCUACAGGAACGAAUGGACGAACAUUGGCAUGUUAUGCGUCAUUAUCCGAUUACGAACUGAUCCAAGUAGAUAUCGACAUCAAUGAGGAAAUCAGUGCUGCUUGUUCGAAGCAUAAAGUGGUGAGGUUCAAAAAGUACUGCGCAGCAGCUUAUUUCCUCAAAUAUACCGACUGGAUGCUCGUAGUAGAUGACAACGCAGCGGUAGCAAAUCCGAACCACUGCAUUGAAGAAUGGAUCGACGAACGGGUGAACUUGAUCUUUGUCGAAAAUUUCAAUAACUGGGAGAUUUCUGAUGAAAACUAUUUGGUACGUCGAAGUAGUUGGUCCAUGAAAAUCCUACAAGAACUGGCUGGGAUGGAGUUUAAUCAAGCUCUAAGCCAGAACAAGUAUGACAGAGGGGUUCUAUUGGCCUUCUUAGCGCAUACUCUGGUUGACGAUGGUGACAUGGAAUACGAGCAAUGUAUGGCUGAAUGGGGUACCAAGUUCAACCACCAUGCCUCGACAGCAUGCGGACGACUAGUUCUCGGAUACCAACGCCUGUGGCCAGGAAAAGUGCGCAUCUACAGGAAAGGGCAUGGCUGGGUCAGAGAUUCGGCUCUGACAAGUAACUUUUGGUGCGAGAGUGACUUUAUUCUACAAAACUGGCAAGAGAAGAGUAUACAAGGUGAUCUGUGGAUGAGUCCUAACGACAUCAAAGACUCAGACAGUUGCGCAUUGAAAGGAUCCACAUGGAAAUGGCUGCCCAAUAAAAGCCUGAACUGUACAGUCAUCAGAGAAGACUUGCAAGCGUUCGAAACAAUGCGCAGAAGGAAUUAUCCUAAAAUAGCUGAUGAAUUCAUGAAAGAGCUAGACGUUUGGUCGUGCUAUCCUCGCUGUGAACUUCACUGA
Molecule: messenger RNA, 1116 nt
Organism: Haemonchus placei
Lineage: Eukaryota; Metazoa; Nematoda; Chromadorea; Rhabditida; Trichostrongylidae
Source: the annotation of a GenBank genome assembly